This is a messenger RNA of Fusarium graminearum PH-1, 606 nucleotides long. RefSeq lists its product as uncharacterized. The transcript has 2 exons. NCBI's taxonomy places the organism in Eukaryota, Fungi, Ascomycota, Sordariomycetes, Hypocreales, Nectriaceae. The record is from RefSeq and is a predicted model, not a curated record. The coding region runs from base 1 to 606 and encodes 201 amino acids.
AUGUCGUCCAGUGGUACUCAGUCCAGUGCCAAGACUACCUCUAAGAAGACCACCAAGCUUCUAUCGACACUGAAGAACGUGGUUCGCGUAACCUUCUACAAGAAGUCUGAGGACAAGAAGGAGAACACAAUUGAAGAGCGCCUCUGCAGACACGAAGAGCGGUCCAUGCAAGCUGGACCUCCUAGGCAAGUUGAGCGUCCCACGUACGAGCACCAACCCUGGUCGUACAGGCAGCCAGAAUCUCCCGACCUCAAACCAACUCAGGAGGAGUAUGAUAAGGCAGAUUGGGCUUAUGCUCUCCAUGGAGUCUUGGACGAUUCUCUACCCUUGGAGAGCCCGCGUCCGAAACAUCCUGGCAAGCAUGGCAUACUCGACAACGUCGAGGCUGUUACACCUGAGGACUAUAAUAAAUAUGAUCAGACAGGUUGGGGUUAUGUCAAACUAGCAGGGUUGAACGAUUUUGUACCCGCGGAGAGUCCAACUCCAUGUCCUGCUGGCAAUCCUAGCAUGGUCGAGGCUACUACACAGGAGAGCAUGAUGGACGAGAUCCAGGCAACUGCAGAGGAGGAUCAGGUUCUUGUCGAAUCUCGUCGGUUUAUAAACUAG